CGUCGCACUUCGAGGAGUUACAACCCCACCUCGGAAAACGUGGGCGUGGCCUUCGCACCUGAUUAUCCUUUAAGCAAGUUGCUGGCGGUUCAUGCAGAAGUGCUGACCUCGUCUUCCUCCGGGGGUUCGGGGUUAACCCCGGAGCCCCCGCCGGAGAAUCGUUAAAAAUGGAACCAUCCGGUGGGGAUACCGUCGCUUUAAAAAAUGGUGCAUUGCCCUGUGACUUCUUCCACACCUGCUUUGCCCGAAGUUCUUACAUACAAAUUCUACUAGUCACACUUGGCCGUUCAGUGCAGUUGCUGAAUUAAUAGAUAAUGCUUAUGAUCCUGAUGUGAAUGCUAAACAGAUAUGGAUUGACAAAACGGUGAUAAAUGACCAUAUAUGCUUGACAUUCACUGAUAAUGGGAAUGGUAUGACUUCAGAUAAAUUACAUAAAAUGCUAAGCUUUGGCUUCAGUGACAAAGUCACCAUGAACGGUCAUGUCCCAGUUGGAUUGUAUGGGAAUGGCUUCAAGUCAGGUUCUAUGCGUUUGGGUAAAGAUGCAAUCGUGUUUACCAAAAAUGGAGAAAGCAUGAGUGUGGGCUUCUUGUCUCAGACCUACUUGGAAGUCAUAAAAGCAGAACAUGUUGUUGUCCCAAUAGUGGCGUUCAACAAACACCGACAGAUGAUAAAUUUAGCAGAAUCAAAAGCAAGCCUUGCAGCGAUUCUGGAACAUUCUCUAUUUUCUACGGAACAGAAAUUACUGGCAGAACUUGAUGCUAUUAUGGGUAAGAAGGGGACAAGGAUCAUCAUUUGGAACCUUAGAAGCUACAAAAGUGCAACAGAGUUUGAUUUUGAUAAGGAUAAAUAUGACAUCAGAAUUCCUGAAGAUUUAGAUGAGACAACAGGGAAGAAAGGGUACAAGAAGCAAGAGAGGAUGGACCAAAUUGCUCCUGAGAGUGACUAUUCCCUGAGGGCUUACUGCAGUAUAUUAUACCUAAAGCCGAGAAUGCAGAUCAUCUUACGUGGACAGAAAGUGAAGACACAGCUGGUUUCAAAGAGUCUUGCCUACAUUGAACGUGAUGUUUAUCGACCCAAAUUUUUAACUAAAACUGUGAGAAUUACUUUUGGAUUCAACUGCAGAAAUAAAGACCAUUAUGGGAUAAUGAUGUAUCACCGGAAUAGACUCAUCAAAGCUUAUGAAAAAGUUGGAUGUCAGUUAAGGGCAAACAACAUGGGUGUUGGAGUAGUGGGAAUUAUAGAGUGUAAUUUCCUAAAGCCAACUCAUAAUAAACAAGAUUUUGAUUAUACUAACGAGUACAGACUGACAAUAGCAGCACUAGGAGAAAAGCUGAAUGAUUACUGGAAUGAAAUGAAAGUGAAGAAAAAUUCAGAGUAUCCUCUAAAUUUGCCAGUUGAAGAUAUUCAGAAACGUCCUGAUCAGACAUGGGUUCAAUGUGAUUCUUGUCUAAAGUGGCGGAAAUUACCAGAUGGAAUAGAUCAGCUUCCAGAAAAAUGGUAUUGCUCCAAUAACCCUGACCCACAGUUCAGAAAUUGUGAUGUUCCAGAAGAACCUGAAGAUGAGGAUUUGGUGCAUCCUACUUAUGAAAAAACCUACAAAAAGAAAGACAAGGAAAAAUUCAGGAUCAGACAACCAGAAAUGAUCCCUCGGAUUAACGCUGAACUCUUAUUUCGGACACCCCCCGUGUCAGGUCAAAGCUUUUCUCCUGUGAAGGAAAGUGUUCCAAGAGGACAUCUUUCAGAAGUGGCAAAUACUUAUGCACCGAGACUUAUAAAUAAUCAUCGAGGUUCACCCCAGUCUGAACCUGAGAACAACAACCUAAAACGGAGACUUUCUACUCGUUCAUCAAUUUUGAAUACAAAGACUCGGAGAUUGAAUAAUCAAGCAUUUGAAAAUGCAACUUAUAAAGAUGAUGAUGAUGAAGACGUCAUCAUAUUAGAAGAAAACAGUACUCCCAAACCUGCAGUAGAUCAUGACAUUGAAGUGAAGUCAGAACAGAGUCACAUCGAGCAAAGUGGUCAUCAGGUUGAGCCUGUGGCUGAUAAAGAACCUUGUGCCCAGACUGGUUCAUCAAGCACCUUAUCCUCCAGGUGUGAUCAGGGAACUACUGCGGCCACCCAGACUGAAGCUCCAAGUAUAGUUGUUAAAAAGGAAGAAGCACUUGAAGACGAGAUAGAUGCACGAAAUGAUACAGCUGUGCCACCAUCCUGUGUGGAAGCUGAAGGAAAGACCCAAGAAACCCAGGAAACCUUUGAAAAAUCUGUGGGUGACGCUAGUUGCCAAUUGAAUGAACUGAGAAAUGAGCUGCUUUUAGUUACCCAAGAAAAAGAAAAUUAUAAAAGACAGUGUAAUGUGUUUACUGAUCAAAUCAAAGUGUUACAGCAGAGGAUACUGGAAAUGAAUGACAAAUACGUGAAGAAGGAAACUUGCCAUCAAUCUACUGAAACUGAUGCUGUGUUUUUACUUGAAAGUAUUAAUGGCAAAUCUGAAAGUCCAGACCAUAUAGCAUCUCAGUAUCAACAAGCUUUGGAAGAAAUAGAAAGGCUGAAGAAACAGUGUGGUGCUUUGCAACAUGUAAAGGCCGAAUGCAGUCAGUGUGCCAGCAAUGAAAGCAAAAGUGAAGUGGACGAAAUGGUUGUGCAGCUUGAUGAUGUGUUUAGACAGCUAGACAAAUGCACUGUUGAGAGGGACCAGUAUAAAAGUGAGGUUGAAUUAUUGGAAAUGGAAAAAUCACAAAUCCGUUCACAAUGUGAAGAACUGAAAACUGAAAUUGAACAAUUAAAAUCCACAAAUCAACAGUUAGGAGCAGAUGUUUCAACUUCAAGUAACAUAGAAGAAUCUGUAAAUUAUACUGACGGGGAAAGCCUCAAACUCCGAUCUCUUCGAGUUAACGUAGGACAGCUGUUGGCCAUGAUUGUACCUGAUCUCGAUCUUCAGCAAGUGAAUUACGACGUUGAUGUGGUUGAUGAAAUUUUAGGACAAGUUGUCGAACAAAUGAGUGAAAUCAGUAGUACUUAAGGUCUAUUUUAUGUGAGAUAAUAAAAAGAUUUGCUUGGUCCUGUGGUUGUAUAGCUUUCAGAGUUGAAACCAUUUUGUUUUAUAGAUAUGACAGGUGACAGGCUGAAGAACCAUGAUCUUACUGUAUUCUAUGCAUUCAAGUGUGGUCACAGAUACUGUGGGCACACGGUCACACCUUUUGAAAUGCCUGCAAAUCGUUCUUAACUGAGCAGCUGAACAGCUAACUCAUGAUUCUGUUUUGAAGUGUAAAUACUUGUAAUUAAGUCUGCACAUAUUUUUUUAUUACCCUAGAGGACUUAAGUGUUUUUCACCAAGAGCUUUUCAGGUUACCCCUAACCUUUGUGCAAUUUUUUCUGGUUCCCAAAGUGUAUUUUUCUCUGAAGCGAGGGCUGUGCCAUAAUACAAAUGGGAAUGUUACCUUUGAUUUUCUUACAGAGAAGUUUAAACAGGAUUUUUUAAAAAUGGAAUUACGCUCCUGAUAAGAUAAGUUGUAAGUGAAUUGAACAUUAAUGUUUCUUUUCUAUAAAUUCUUACCUGCUGAAAUAUUUUAUUCAUGGAAAUAAGGUAAGCAGAAAUUCUCAAUCCAUUUUGCCAGGAUUUUCCUUGUGCUGAGAUUGCCAAUCAUGGUUAAACGCAGUGUUUUUAUAGAACAAAGAAAUGAUCUUUAGUAUAAAAAUAUACUGGCAUCAAAAAUACUAAAUGUCCCACCACAUUUACUUUGAAGCCCAUUUUUGGCUGUGUAGUCAGCAUGGAGUGGGCACAAUAAUCGUUUAAUAUUUCUUUUUGUGAAAUUUCCUGUACAACCUUUUGUAGGAUUACUACAGGUUAAUGAGAGUUGAGGAAGACAAUCUUUCUCAAACAGUACGGCAUACCUUUCAUUAAAUUACAGACCUAAGUGUUUUAUGUCCUGGAGGUAAACAGCAAACUGCCCUAGGAUUAUAGUGUUACAUGCCAUAAAAAUUAUGCUUUAUUGGUCCCAUGUUUGUGCAAUUUUAAAGAGAUGGCUUUCUAUUAAUUAUAACUAUGUAUAUAUAAUUAAGAAUCGUAUUUUCCACAACUGAAAUGUGCAUUAUUUUUUUCAAAGUUUUACCAUUGCUAUUUAUUUUUACUUUUGUUUCUGAACAUUCAAUACAUGUUUCUUUUAUAUGUAUGCUUAAUUACAUGUCUUUCAUAUACAAUAUUAAAUUUUUACUGUACAUUAACUUCUAGAAAAAGCAAAUAAAUGAAGGUUGUUUUUAUUUGCUUGAUAAAGUAAUUGAAAGUGUAUUUUUGGUAUGAAGCUGGUUUUCUGUCCUAAUUGUAUCUGCCCAAAUUUUAAAAUAUCUUGUAAUAAAAUAAAAAAAUAUAUAUGAUGGCUUA
Messenger RNA from Canis lupus familiaris (dog), 4378 nucleotides. It is a transcript of the gene MORC3, whose product is annotated as MORC family CW-type zinc finger 3. The transcript is spliced from 17 exons. Gene Ontology annotation, cellular component: nucleus; PML body. NCBI's taxonomy places the organism in Eukaryota, Metazoa, Chordata, Mammalia, Carnivora, Canidae. The record is from RefSeq and is a predicted model, not a curated record. Gene Ontology annotation, molecular function: ATP hydrolysis activity; zinc ion binding. The coding region runs from base 413 to 3019 and encodes 868 amino acids.